Leucoraja erinaceus (little skate) is the source of this 1175-nucleotide messenger RNA. Its product is annotated as adiponectin-like. The coding region runs from base 267 to 1175 and encodes 302 amino acids. The transcript is spliced from 3 exons. Gene Ontology annotation, molecular function: protein binding. NCBI's taxonomy places the organism in Eukaryota, Metazoa, Chordata, Chondrichthyes, Rajiformes, Rajidae. The record is from RefSeq and is a predicted model, not a curated record.
AUUACGUGUUUGAUUUUUAAUUGUCAGCGCUCCUGGAGAAAGGGAGGAUGUAAAGGCAUUUAACAGGCUUAUAAAAAUGGCUUUGAAUGAUGACCAAAAUAUCAACCAUCAAAUGGGAUCCUGGUUCCAAGUGACAGACAAUUCCAUGUGGAGAUUACACCAUGUGACAUCAGCCCUGGAUACUUUGCCAGGAGUCAGCUCCUAGUAACAGGGAAGAACAGCGGGACAGACAGGUUACUUGGAACGGAGCUUGGUUACCAAUCAAGAUGUUAUUUAAACGACUCCUCUGGCUGAUGGUAUUAAUUGGAUUUAGCUACUGUGAUGAAACAAGUGAACAACCGGAUGUUGCUGACGUUGAACCUGAACUUGAAGCUGAAGCUGACGCUGACCCUGACCCUGACCCUGACCCUGAGGCUGAGACUGAGGCUGAGGCUGAGGCUGACCCCGAACCUGAACUCGAACCCGAACCUGAACCCACCGUCGACAUUAGUCCACCGGAAACUCCAGCAACACCUCUGCAAGAAGCUCCUCGAGUUAUUGAAGGUUGCCGGAACUGGAUGGCAGGAAUACCUGGCAGUCCUGGCCACAAUGGCAUCCCUGGUAGAGAUGGUAGAGAUGGCCGUGAUGGUGCAAAGGGAGAAAAUGGGGCAACAGGAGAAUCAGGACCAAAGGGCGAUGCGGGAGAGCCUGGCACGCCGGGAUUAGAUGGUAAAGAAGGAUUUGCUGGGCUUCCAGGAGAUAAAGGAGUAAAGGGAGACAGUGGCUAUUCUUACCGUUCUGCAUUCAGCGUGGGACUCACCACAAGAAAUCCUGUCCCAAACAUGCCUAUUAAGUUCUCCAAAAUCUUCUACAAUGAUCAAAAUCACUACAGUGACGACACAGGCAAAUUCAGUUGUCCAUUCUCAGGGGUAUACUUCUUCUCAUAUCACAUUACUGUCUAUACUAAAGAUGUCAAAGUUGGCCUGUAUAAAAACAACAGGGUUAUCAUUUUUACUUACGAUCAGUUCCAGAGUAAUGAUGUAGACCAAGCUGGAGGUUCUGUUGCUAUACAUUUGGAUGAAGGGGAUGAAGUGUGGUUACAGGUUUAUGGAGACAAUACAUUUAAUGGGAUUUAUGCUGACAACAAUAAUGACUCCAUCUUCACAGGAUUCCUUCUGUACCCCGAUCUGCAUUAA